AGCUAUAGCCAACGAUAUCGCAACUGUGCAAGGAUCAUGUUGUGAUUUCAGGGACGAUUCUUACCAAGUAGAGCUCUCUUCCGCCAUGUGGCCCGCUACAGGACAUGUCCCAAAACUGGCUGAUACUUUCGUGGACACACUUAUCUCAAAUGGCAGGAAAGUGCCGAUCAGACGAUAUUCCUCAGACAAAGAAAAGGAACAUUUCUUCAGGCUGAAUGCAAUGACUUUGAACGUGUUCUACAAAUCGCUAAACUAUGAGAAGAUUGAGACCAGACCAGCGUAUGAUUGGAAGAGUCUGUUGUCUGAUGUCGGCGGACAGGCUGGACUCUGGCUGGGCUUCUCCCUCCUCACCCUGUGGGAGAUUUUCGAGCUGAUCGUGGACGUUGUCGUGCAUGUUGUCACCAAAGCAUGUCGACAGGAUCAGGUCAAACCUGUCACUGUACAUCAUUGAAAUUACGCACCAACUUCGACAGGUUCCAAUCCCAUUAAAUAAAACCCUUUACUCCCAUACGAUGCCUCUCUGCGCGAGGAUCUGACGACCCUCCACAGGUUGUGUCUGAUUAAUUUUCCAAUCAGCCAAUCAAUAACGAGGCUUGGUACGAGUGAGAGAAGCAUUGACAGCAGCAUAUCUGAUUUCUGUUUUUCGAAAACAAACACAAUCGUGGAGUUCCGAAUGAAAGAAAUAUCAUCGUUGUGGUUGCAAUGUGUACCCUGUCGUUUUUUAGGACCAUGGCAUCUUCACCGGACACGGAGUACCAUGGAUGGAAUAUUUGAGUACAGUGGGUUUUCUUGUGUUCAAUCGAAAUUUCAGAUUUCGAGUGGUAAAGAAAUGAAGCCGAAUCGUUUUAGAAAGCUGAAAUCUGAUAGACUCAAGAACCUACGUACCCUUCAUUGAGAGUGGGAUUUUAUUGAAACAGAUAUUUUGUCCACGAGAAGACUUAAAAAAAUAUUUAGGCUUCGAACUGUUGGCAAUUGUCUGCCACAAAAACAUACAUUGUUGCAAGAGGUUUUUACCAAAAUAUUCAGGACAAUAUAGGUUUAAUUUAAAAAAACAAAAUCUGACAAAAUAUCGAGUCUCGCUACAAAAUCCCAGGCACCCAAGCAGACUAUCGAAUGGUCGCUCCCUUAGACCAUGGAGCCGCCGGGGCCCCGUUAUAAGGCACAUAUAAUUCAGUUACAGUAGCUCAUGAGUCGAGACGCCACAGCUUAGCUGUUGAACCAACAGCAAUUACAGAAAGGUGAGCUUCAGUGUCUUAGCACUGUCUGUGAUACUUGCACAAUAACACAACUGCGAUCUAAUCACUGGUAAGCAAUUCAGAAAUACUCAAAUUUGAUUUAUGAGCUGAAGGCUUUUGUAACUUUAGAAUAAAUAUGUGUACGUAUAAAUACCCGUAAACCUGUGGGUGCAUAUGGUGGCUUAUAGAUUCUUUGGGCUAAGCGAAACAUUUAAUGUUUGAGCAAAACAAUAUCCACUUCCUUGCUCACAUUUGCGUGCAUUAUACGUGCACAACAGUCUUUUAAAGUAUAAGGGAUGCAUUAUUUAUUGCGAACCGCAUUGUGAUCA
Molecule: messenger RNA, 1564 nt
Organism: Haliotis rufescens (red abalone)
Lineage: Eukaryota; Metazoa; Mollusca; Gastropoda; Lepetellida; Haliotidae
Product: acid-sensing ion channel 4-A-like
Exons: 3
Coding region: 86-451 (121 amino acids)
Biological process (GO): sodium ion transport
Cellular component (GO): membrane
Molecular function (GO): sodium channel activity
Source: RefSeq, a predicted model, not a curated record